This is a messenger RNA of Dichomitus squalens LYAD-421 SS1, 2184 nucleotides long. Its product is annotated as general substrate transporter. The transcript has 5 exons. Lineage: Eukaryota; Fungi; Basidiomycota; Agaricomycetes; Polyporales; Polyporaceae. Gene Ontology annotation, molecular function: carbohydrate:proton symporter activity. The record is from RefSeq and is a predicted model, not a curated record. Gene Ontology annotation, biological process: carbohydrate transport; transmembrane transport. Gene Ontology annotation, cellular component: membrane. The coding region runs from base 452 to 1996 and encodes 514 amino acids.
AUCCCAGCUCUCACGGCAUGAGGUAACAGCCUCGUAAUUUACUGCAUCCGCUCGCAGAGCGAAGCCCCUCAACGGCCAUCGAGGAGGCGAGCCCCGCCCCGACCGUUUGACAAAUUCAUGCGGUCGCUGCUGGUUGAUUGGAGCCCCGUGUGAGUCCCAAGACGCGUGACGGCGUUGAGAUGAUGCAUUCUCCAGUUCCAUCAACGUUCAUCAAUCGCUUCGGCUAACGUCCCCCAGACUUGUGGGGUCCCCGCGCCCGUGCCUGGGUCAGACGACCCCGCACGCUGCGACGCGAGCCGGUCCGCAACCACAGACCGCAUGUUCCACUUGCUAUAAAACAUCCCUCCAAUCUUUGACAAUUCCCCGGUUGCGGUCCAAGCUUUGUGCUUCCCCUCCACCAGCGGUCCAGCUCUGACAGCCCUGCCAUUGCCUACGGGACUAGCCAGCAAAAAUGGUCAAAGCCUACUCACCCGCCAUUGCAGCUAAUCCGUACAUCGUCGGUUCAUUCGCAUGUAUUGGCGGUGGUCUCUUCGGUCUGGACAUCUCGUCCAUGUCCGGCGUCCUCUCCAAUGAUGCCUACAAGAGGCAGUUUGGCAACCCCGACUCCAACGCCCAGGGUGCCAUCGUCGCCGCCAUGCCUGCCGGCUCCUUCGUCGGUGCACUGGCUGUCUCCAAGCUCGCCGAUCUCCUGGGCCGCAAAUGGACAGUCAUUAUCUCUGGCUGGAUCUGGGUUGUUGGCUCCAUCCUCCAGUGCGCUGCUGUCGACCGUGGCAUGCUUGUCGUCGGGCGUAUCAUUUCUGGGAUCGCCGUCGGUAUCGCCUCGGCAAUCGUCCCUCUCUACCAGUCUGAGAUAACCGAUCCCCGCAUCCGUGGUCGUCUCGUGUCGAUGCAGCAAUGGUCCAUCACUUGGGGUAUCCUCCUCCAGUACUUCGUCGAAUUCGGUUGCUCCUACAUCAAUGGCGUCGCCUCCUUCCGUAUUCCCUGGGGUCUCCAGAUGAUUCCUGCUAUCAUCUUGUCCCUCGGUAUGCUCCUCUUCCCCGAAUCGCCGCGUUGGCUCGUGGACCACGACCGUGAGGACGAGGCUCUCGAGAUCCUCGCCGACCUUCACGGCAAGGGCGAUCCUAACAACGAACUCGUCCAGUUGGAGAUCGCCGAAAUCAAGGAGCAGGUCCGUUUCGAGCGCACCGAGGGUGCCAAGUCCUACCUUGACUUGAUCAAGCCUGGCAUCUUCCGCCGCGUCACGCUCGGUGCAUCGCUCCAGAUGUGGUCUCAGCUCUCCGGUAUGAACAUCAUGAUGUACUACAUCAUCUACGUCUUCCAGGGUGCCGGUCUCACGGGUCGCCGCGGUAACCUCAUCGCUGACUCCGUUCAGUACGUACUCAACGUCGCGUUCACCAUCCCCGCUAUCAUCUAUAUCGACAAGUGGGGCCGCCGUCCCAUGCUUCUCGCCGGUACUCUUCUUAUGGGCUUCUGGCUCUUCCUCGUCGGUGGUCUCCAAGGCGGCUAUGGAGCCUGGGGACAGGUGGACGGUGACCGCGUCUGGGUCAUCACUGGACAUGACGGCAUCACAAAGGCGAUCAUCGUCUUCUCUUACUUUUUCGUCUGUUCCUUCGCCAUCACCAUGGGUCCCGUCUCCUGGACGUACCCCGCCGAGAUUUUCCCCAUGCGCGUCCGUGCCAAGGCCGUCUCCGUCUCGACCGCGGCGAACUGGCUGUUCAACUUCGCGCUCGCGUGGGCCGUGCCUCCUGGUCUGUCGAACAUCGCGUGGAAGACGUACUUCAUCUUCGGAACCUUCAACUUCGCGGCGUUCAUCCACAUCUUCUUCAUGUUCCCCGAGACUGCCGGCCGCACGCUCGAGGAGAUCGAGGACGUCUUCGCGCAAGGCCACGUCUUCACGGCCUGGAAGGUCAAGCGCGACGUUGGCAAGAGGACCCUCGAGGACGUCAAGCACGAGGUCCACCAAGUCGAGAGCCGCGACGAAAAGCAGUCGGCAUAAGCGCCCCCUCCUCGUUUCGUCCCUUCACUGCUUGUUGUUUCACUCAUGUCCCCUGUGUACGUUAACUCCUGGCCUUAACCGUUGGAGGCUUGUCUACGAAUAUCAGGUGCAUUACCCACGAUUGAUAAUGACUAUUCGGAUGAUCCCCAUGUAUUAGUUAGUGUAUUAACGCGCUUCUUUCCCUCUCG